AGAGUAUUGACUAGACGACCAUCUUUUUCUCUUCUCCGGCUCUCUUGCUCCUCCAAAUUUUGAACUACAUGGCUUCUAUUAUUGCAAGCUUGCCUCCCCCAUUGUUGGCCCAAAGUAGAAGAAACACCUUACUCACAGCUCUCCCAAAGCUACCAGUGUGUUCCUUUAAAGAGCGACAGAACCGUGUUGCUGUCGUGGUGAGGGCUACUAGUGAAAGCUCCGAGUCCUCUACCUCACUCAGUAUAGUUAAGUCUGUUCAGAAUGCUUGGGAUAAUUCUGAGGAUCGAAUAGCUCUUGUUGGCUUGGGAUUUGCAGCUGUUGUGGCUCUUUGGGCAUCAGCAAAUCUGAUUACGGCAAUUGACAAGUUGCCGCUUCUCCCAAGUGUGCUAGAAUUUGUUGGAAUACUCUACUCUUCGUGGUUCAUAUAUCGUUAUCUCUUAUUCAAACCUGAUCGGGAAGAGCUUUUUCAAAUCGCCAACAAAUCAAUAUCAAAUAUCUUGGGCCAGUGAUUGAGGGUGCAAGUCCAGAUAUAAAGAUGUUCUUUUGGAGGAAGGGGUGACACGAACAAGUUACAACAAUUUGUAUUGCAGUGGCAGUGAAAACAUGACCACAAUGUAUAUUUGGUGCAAGCCUUUUGUUAUCCUAUCUGUAUUCUAUAUUCUAUUGAGCUUGUUGUCUUUA
Molecule: messenger RNA, 681 nt
Organism: Rosa rugosa (rugosa rose)
Lineage: Eukaryota; Viridiplantae; Streptophyta; Magnoliopsida; Rosales; Rosaceae
Product: protein CURVATURE THYLAKOID 1C, chloroplastic
Exons: 6
Coding region: 69-509 (146 amino acids)
Cellular component (GO): thylakoid; chloroplast thylakoid membrane
Source: RefSeq, a predicted model, not a curated record